UGCGAAAGGCAGGCCUGGGUCAGUGAGGAGCCCCGGGCCCCGGCCUGGCCUGCUGCUGCUAUCGCCAGCUGUUGUGCAUCUGCUGGUGGGCGGCCGACCCUCCACUAGGCGCCGACGUCUACCUUCGGGCUGGACCCGGCAGGGUUUCUAACGGAUGUUCCACAGUAAUGCUGACAGGGUCUCACUAUGUACUUCAGGCUGCCCUCAAACUCACAGUGAUCCCCCUGCCUCAGCCUACCACGUCCUGAGAUUACAGGUGUGCACCACCAUGUUCUGCAGCAAGUGCAGCGGGUAACCCAAAUCUGGAAUCAUGAAAAUUUUGUUGGUGUUUGACUUUGACAAUACAAUCAUAGAUGACAAUAGUGAUACCUGGAUUGUACGGUGUGCUCCAGACAAGAGGCUUCCUAUUGAACUACAAGAAUCUUAUCAAAAAGGAUUUUGGACAGAAUUCAUGGGCAGAGUCUUUAAAUACUUAGGAGAUGAAGGUGUAAGAGAAGAUGAAAUGAGAAGAGCGAUGACGUCAAUACCUUUCUCUCCAGGGAUGCUGGAACUUUUCAGCUUCAUAAGAAAGAAUAAGGAGACAUUUGACUGCAUCAUUAUUUCAGAUUCAAAUUCAGUCUUCAUAGAAUGGAUUUUAGAAGCUGUCAAUUUUCAUGAUAUGUUCGAUAAAGUGUUUACAAAUCCUGCAGCUUUUAAUAGCCACGGCCACCUCACUGUGGAAAAUUAUCAUGCACAUUCUUGCAAGAGAUGCCCAAAGAAUCUUUGUAAAAAUGUAGUUUUGGUAGAGUUUGUAGAUAAACAGCUACAACAGGGAGUGAAUUAUACGCGAAUUGUUUAUAUAGGCGAUGGUGGAAAUGAUGUUUGUCCAGUUACCUUUUUAAAGAAGAAUGAUGUUGCCAUGCCACGGAAAGGCUAUACUUUACAAAAAACACUUUCCAGAAUGUCUCAAAAUCCUGAGCCCAUGGAAUCUUCUGUUGUCACUUGGUCUUCAGGUGUUGAAAUAAUUUCUUAUUUACAAUUUCUAAUAAAGGAGUAAUAUGCUAACAGUU
Messenger RNA from Chinchilla lanigera (long-tailed chinchilla), 1049 nucleotides. RefSeq names its product phosphatase, orphan 2 (gene Phospho2). Lineage: Eukaryota; Metazoa; Chordata; Mammalia; Rodentia; Chinchillidae. The coding region runs from base 311 to 1036 and encodes 241 amino acids. The transcript has 4 exons. Gene Ontology annotation, molecular function: phosphatase activity. The record is from RefSeq and is a predicted model, not a curated record.